CCUCCAGGCGAGCCAUUCAGAGGCAUUACGACCUCGUACUUAGCGCAUACAACCUACCGGACUCAUGUCGACUCCCUCGAAGCGGCGGCUGAUUCGAGACUUCAAGAGGCUCUCGACUGACCCUCCUGGGGGUAUCUCUGGUGCGCCAUGCGCCGACAACCUCAUGAUCUGGAAUGCCGUCAUCUUCGGGCCUGCCGACACACCGUUUGAGGAUGGGACAUUUAAGCUGGUCUUGACAUUCGACGAGCAGUACCCCAAUAAGGCGCCCUCGGUCAAAUUUCUCUCUCGCAUGUUCCACCCAAACGUCUAUGCAAACGGCGAGCUCUGUCUCGACAUUCUCCAGAACAGAUGGAGUCCCACGUACGAUGUCGCAGCCAUUCUUACGAGCGUGCAGAGUCUUCUGCAUGACCCGAACCCGAACAGUCCGGCGAACGCAGAGGCCGCGUCGCUGUACAGGGAGAACAUGAAGGAGUAUGUCCGGCGAGUCAAGGCCACUGUCGAGGAGUCGUGGCUUGACGAUGGCGAAGGGGCCGGCGGUGCAGAGGGGCCAGCAGCGGCGGGCGAAGCACAGCCGCAAGUCACAGCGGCGUCCUCUUCGUGAUCCUCUUCGCUGUGCUCCUUCCUUUCCUCGCCGUGACGCCCUCCCUUAUUUCUUCUUACUCAUGUGUUUUCUUAAUCAUCUUUUUCUCAUCCCCACCUUACCCUGUCUCGCUUACUUCAUUCUCAGACGUGACUGCAACAUCAGCUUCUUCUCACAGUGC
Molecule: messenger RNA, 761 nt
Organism: Acaromyces ingoldii
Lineage: Eukaryota; Fungi; Basidiomycota; Exobasidiomycetes; Exobasidiales; Cryptobasidiaceae
Exons: 4
Coding region: 65-601 (178 amino acids)
Biological process (GO): protein polyubiquitination; proteasome-mediated ubiquitin-dependent protein catabolic process; DNA repair
Cellular component (GO): HULC complex
Molecular function (GO): ubiquitin conjugating enzyme activity
Source: RefSeq, a predicted model, not a curated record